This is a messenger RNA of Esox lucius (northern pike), 5600 nucleotides long. RefSeq names its product SH3 and cysteine-rich domain-containing protein 2. The transcript has 12 exons. The record is from RefSeq and is a predicted model, not a curated record. NCBI's taxonomy places the organism in Eukaryota, Metazoa, Chordata, Actinopteri, Esociformes, Esocidae. The coding region runs from base 452 to 1774 and encodes 440 amino acids. Gene Ontology annotation, molecular function: protein binding. Gene Ontology annotation, cellular component: extrinsic component of cytoplasmic side of plasma membrane. Gene Ontology annotation, biological process: positive regulation of protein localization to plasma membrane; skeletal muscle contraction; positive regulation of voltage-gated calcium channel activity.
UCAGGUUGAGCCAACCAUGUCAGUAAAUCAAAGUUUUAGUAAGGGCGCGCGUGCGGCGGACGAGAGGACCAGUGGCAAAGCGCUCCUAUGAACAGGCGGCUAUGAACAAUUCGCUCCUAAGCUAUGCAUUACCGACAUGUGGCUGACAGUGACAACACUUCUACUGGGGCGUCCAACUACGUGAUAAGAGGUUGUUGUUUUUUUGGAGAGGAUACUGUUUGUGCGAUGAGACACAAGAAGAUACCUUAUCAAUUGGAAUGCUGUCGUCUAAUCUUGUAAAAUAGAUUUUAAUUAUGAAAAAGUGAUAGGCUAAGUAGAAUUAUAUAGCUUACGUAGGAUUUCAAGUUGGAACAGUCUAGUUGGACGUUUUCUGUGUCGUAUCGGAGCAAGUUUAAACACGGUAUCCAAUCUAGGCAGAAUACUAGUGCAAUAGCUGCUUGUCUCCAAGAAGAUGACGGAAAACAGUGAGAAGGAGAAUGAACCGCAACACCGGGACCUCCAUCGCUGCCCGAGCACUGUGCCUAUAUUGCCCGAAUCAAAGCUUCAGCGACUGAAGCGCUCCUUGUCCUUGAAGUCAGUCAUGCGCAGCAAGAGUGUGGACAACUUCUUCCAGCGGGGCAGCAACGGCGAACUCCCCCCUCUCUCCGGGAUCAUCCACGAGUCUCCUCCGCCUCCCCCCUCCCCACCCCCGUUUGGAGAGACACUGCCGACCUGCGAGCGCUCCCCUUCCCUCUCCCCGUCAAUCAGCCCCAACCCCUCCCUUGCGUCCCACUCGCCCUCCCUGAGUCCCUCUCUUUCCAUGACCUCCAAAACCCAACUCCAGGCCCGGCCAGUGAAGACCCACUGUUUCCAGGAGCACGUCUUCCGCCGGCCCACCUGCUGUCAGCAAUGCAAACACGUAAUCCAGGGAAACUCCAAGCAAGGUCUGCGCUGUAAAUCCUGUAAGCUGGGUGCCCACCUUUGGUGCUCCUCUGAACUAUCCCAGCAGCCUUGCACUGGGAAGACGGGAGCCUUUAAACGGAACUUCAGCUCCCCUCUCCUGACUAACGACAUGCUAGGAGUGGUCAAGGAAGUCCUACCAUCGCAAGAGUCCAGUAAAGGGAGAGUGGACCCUGUGUAUGAGGCCCUGCGGUAUGGGACGUCGCUGGCACAGAUGGGUCGAUCCAGCUGUGGGGGCAUCAACACAGACUCCCCCAGUCAUGAGGUGGAGAGAGUGGAAGAGGGACUGGAAACACAACCAAUCGCUGAAGAGGAGUUUGUCUCGGAGACCGAGACUCCCACUCCUCCUGAAGGUGAGAAGGCCGAUUCGGAGGACAGGGUCAGUUUGAAGCUCUGUUCCUUUUCCUCCCUCUGUCUCUCAGCCACUCAUCAUGCUUCAUGUUUCUUUAAAGGGCAGACCCCGAAGUGCAUCGAUGUCCACUCCGUACACACCUACGUGGCUCUGUAUAAGUUCCUACCUCAGGAGAAAAAUGACCUGGAGUUACAACCAGGUGAUCGAGUGCAAGUAACUGAUGAUUCCAAUGAGGACUGGUGGAAGGGGAAAAGCAAAGACAAGCUGGGCUACUUCCCCGCCAACUUUGUUCAAAGAGUUCGUCCGGGCGAGCGUGUGUGGAAGGUCACAGGGGCUUUCCAAGGUGACCGCAACCGAGGGCAGAUGACCGUGAAAGACUUCCAGAUCUGCGUGGGGAAAAACGAAGAGAUUGACGGUUUCCUAAAGCUGAGUAGCGGCAAGAAAAGAGGACUAGUCCCUUCCAAGUACCUUCUAGAAAUAUGACUUCGGUUAAAGAGGGAAAUUCUGUGUUUGCGGACCCUCGUCCCACCAAGAAGACCAGCCUGUUUUGGGAGCGUCCCCCUUGCACCUCACCGGCCGCUACCCCCCUGGAUGUGGAAACGGAACCUACCGCCUCUGCCAGAAAAUGAUGAGAGAGGGAGAGCAUGGUGCACACGUGCUGGAAUCGCUUUGGCAGCUUCGCUUGGGCCGAUGCAAGAAUCCACCCAAGAGAAAUGGGGGGAAGGGGCUUCUGUUGAGCUGGCUGCUUCACAUGUGGUGUGCCCUCACACUCUCUCACCUGCUCUCACACACACACCGCGCACACGCACUGCACAACGUCGCUGACGCUAACAGUUUCCCUGCAGCUAGGGGGCGUGACUGUGGCGGGCGGUGCGUGGAUUCAUGGGUAUCUCACGAUCGAAGCAGGGGCCGCUUCUGCUGGACCCAAGGCAGAGAACACAGGCAUUUUCCCCGACUGGGCAUUAGAGCGGACACUCACAAUGAAUUCUUUAGAGAAUUCCAGAGGGACCUUUUGGAUUUAAUGUGAAAUGUGGAUGUUUUUUGGCACUUCAGGUUCUGUAGCAUUUUAUUGUAGCAGCUUGUUGCGACGAAGCACUUUUACUUCGAGGUCGUCAGCUUACACCCCUCCCGGGCACUUAUGGUACAGCCAGACGUUAUUUAGCACACCGGGGCAAACCAAAGAGGGUAGUUGGGAUAGGAGGCAGCCUCAUGAUUCUUCAUUAGUGGACUGUGGCUUUGGAUGAUAAUUGAAAGUGUAUUGUUGAAUUGAAUACAAAGUAUUGACGCAUGCUCCACUUACCUAUUUAGGAGGAUCAGGUGUUUAUGUCUAGUUUUUUUUUUAACCCCCUUCUUUGCUCAACACUGAUAUGCUCCAUUUCACAAAUUGAUUAUCUAGCUGCCGGAGCAUUAUCCAGCUGCACGCAGUUGAUGGAUGACGUUUGAAGUUCUCUAAGCAUCCAGUCAUUAAUUAUCUUUAAUACAAAUUAUCUUGACUUUAUGGAAAGGUUUAGCCAGAAAAGAUUGAGAGGAGAAACACAUUAAUCCUGUCGUGAGGUUCUUUGAUAUACCCGUUUUAAUCCUUCACCCCGCCCCCCCAGUCUGUCUCACAUUCGCUCUCUCUCUCCCUCUCUGUGAUCACAGCUUUGAGGUCUGAGAAGGCAGUAGAGGUCACAGCACUCGCAGGACUGAGGCAGUGUAGCGUGAUGUGACACUCCGACACAAGGGUUGAUUCCUCAUCUAUUGGACACACCCCGUCUGACAUUUUCGGAGUAUUUUCUAGUGAGGUGGUAAAACGUGAUUGUCGUGGAAUGUCGUUACACACAUACUCCUCUUCUGAUGUACGGUAUUUUUGGGUGAUGUUUCUUUCCAUGUUUCUUUAGUUGUUUUUGAGCAGAAAGGUAGACAGCAUGUAGUAUUGAUUGAACUUGUACUUAACUCUGAUUGGGUUGGCCCACCUAGCUAUUUUAAGAGCAAUGCACAGAUUGUACGUUGCUCUGUGUUAGUGCGACUCACUGUUAUAUCACACUUAUGUAAAUGUCAGAUGUGUUUUCUUGUAUCCCGCGGAACUAGUAAUGGAAUUACUCUGGCUGGAUGUCACUUCCUGUUGAUGUCCAGCAGUAGCUGUUACAAGCUGUCUUGGCAAUAAACAGUUAUUCAUAACGACAAAUGUAAAUAGAUCUAGGGAAUAAGAAACUGUAGGCCUAUUCAGUUCUCAUGACCCUAAUCUUCGGUAAUCUUUGUUUUUGGAAAUGCUUGUUCAUUCAUUCUAUACCUAAAACACUGGCAUUAACACUGAACACCUAUAACCAACUACAAGACUUGUAGAUUCGUAGACUUGACCUUGUGUUCUAUUCCCACUCUGUUCCCACUCUAUUUGUAUAAUUAUUAUUAUAUAUAUUUUUUAUUCAGGCUCGUCCAAAGAACCAAAAUAUUCCAUAUACAAUAUAUAGUGUACAUAAAAUACAUAUAAUAUAGCAUUGAAUUGCAUUGAGGGCCAAUGCUGUUUAACUAACACCCUUCAGUUCUAUGGUCAGCUUAUUGUCCACGGAUGUUGUUGGUUUGGCAUUGAAAAAUGGAUGCAUGUGCAGUAAAGUGUAAGCUGUAUAAACCUCCAAUCCUCUACUGUAUAGCAGAAGAACACUGAUUCUCCCAAACCUAUCUUGUCCACAAUUAACUACACACUGUGAAACUGUACUGAUCACUAUACUACAUACUAUUUAAUGGAGCAAUAAGCAUUUCAAUACGCGUUUACAUGCAUAUAGCACUUGACUUUUAUCAUAUUUCUGUUGUGUUUGAUCUGAGGGGAUGACAUUCCACCUGAGAAUAAUACAAUUUUUUAAUGACUGAAGGCUGUACAUAAUGUUUUCAAAUUCCUAUGUAACUACAAGAUCAUAUGUAUUUGAGUAGUAACUAUUGUUUGGCUAUUAUACGAGUAAUGCUGUUGUACUUCUAACUAUAGCUAUCUAACUAAAUCAUAACUUAUUCUACUAGUCAAGGGGUGUAUUUUAUUUGUCCUAAUUUAUUGGUCCAAAUCACUGGAGUGACUGAAUAUCCAUGUAACCACAAAGAAUAGCUACUAAUAAUGAUUUUACAGGCCUGACAAGGAUUUCUCAGAUGUUUUAGGGGAGAUUCACUAUGUUACACUGGAUGUUAGUAGGUAGAAUUGUAUGGGACAAUAGACCAUAGUCCACGGUUACAUUUGGAUUUAACAGCCAUUAUAAAAUUUAGCUGACUUGGUGUAUUUGAGAGAUAAUAUUUUACUAUCAAAAUGUUAUGGGUUCCCUCACAAACACUUUUAUUGCCUUGUAAACUAUUUUGUUUCUUUAAACAGUAAGCUAGCUACCUUGACAACAAAUUGGGCAUUGAGGAGAUGGCUUAGUUUAGUGUCCUUUUUGUCCUGCAUUUAGCUAAGAGGAUUUUAUCGUUUUUAUCAACCAACUAGCUAUUGGUUUUAUCAACCAAUUGCAAGCUUAUGUUACAUGCUAUUCAAGGAGCCAUUCUUAAGAACAAGCAACCCCCUUCUGUAUCUGAUAAGCAUCCCAACAACUCUGGCAAAAAUUCUAACAUUGUCAUAUCUAUGAGCUACCGUAACAGCCAAAGUAUGAUAGCCUUUCACAAUAAAAAUAUAGUGUGUAAAAAUGUACAAACAACCAACUCUGUUGGUUGUAUAGUGAUCAAACCCUAGCUAAUUAUUUUGAGGAAAACAAAAAUGUUAGAAGCAUCCCAUCAAUACUUACAAUCAAACCAGCAUUGGAAAGACAUUUCAGUUUUAAAAAUGUUUUAUUGAACAAACAGGUAGAAAAAGCAGUAAAAAAAACUGUAUAAAAUGUAUCUAUUAACAUUGCAAGUUGCUAUGGAAAUAUUAGGAUUCACGUGACUGACUAAUAAUUUCCUUUGUUUUUCUGGAAUGUUCUGCCUCUAAGUGCGUGCCACCUAACUGUACAUACAAUAUUGUUUUUGGUAGUCGUGAAUGAAUGGAACUACACUCUCCUGUGAAGUUAUAACACGUCAUAAGAAUUAAUAAAGAUAUCUUCCAUACGCACAAAAAUAUUUUUCCUUAACAUAUGAAAUCCAUAGAUUAGGACCUACUCACUUUUUGUCAAAUUACCAAUUUCCUUAUAUGAAAUGUGACUUGGUAGAACCUGAAAUGGUUGUGUGUGUUAUUCCUAUUUUAGUUCAAUGUACAUGUCACUUUAGCGUCAAGCUGUAAGAUUCAUUUAGCGUCAAGCUGUAAAAUUGGCACAAACACCUUCCUGCGUGGCCAACUUGACUGUGACCUGCAAAUGUCAAUAAAAUUCCAUCAAAUCAA